Cercocebus atys (sooty mangabey) is the source of this 9314-nucleotide messenger RNA. It is a transcript of the gene ZZZ3, whose product is annotated as zinc finger, ZZ-type containing 3. NCBI's taxonomy places the organism in Eukaryota, Metazoa, Chordata, Mammalia, Primates, Cercopithecidae. Gene Ontology annotation, molecular function: zinc ion binding. Bases 2499 to 5210 code for a protein of 903 amino acids. The record is from RefSeq and is a predicted model, not a curated record. The transcript is spliced from 14 exons.
GUAAGUAAGUAAGUAAAUAAAAGCACAGAUAAAACAAAGAUAUGUGUCAUUAGGCUGUUGAAAAUGUUUUAAUCAGAGGCUAGCAGGAACUUCACUCUGAAUUUCUCUCAGUAUUGAGUAUUUGAUAAUUCAGUGUUCAUGGCAACUUUAUGAGAAUCAACUAUAUAUGAUCUGUUAUGGCACUUAGGGUUUUUGAAAUAUUGAAACUAGCUUGGGAACUCCUUUACCUGGUGUCCUAUAGAUUUUUAGAGGUGGCAGAGAAUCAAGCUUAGAGGUUGGUUAAUAUGCUGGGAAAAGUUUUUGUGCCCUCUGAAGACAGUACAAAUGCAAGAAUUUAGAGCAGUGGUGCAUAUCUGAUAAGAUUCAAGGUCUCAGUAUUUUGAUAUUCAGACCUUGACAUUGAUAUCAAAAGAUAUUUCAGGGAGGACUCUGUCCCAUGAGAAAUGGUAAAAUAUCCUAACUCAUUAUGAAUCUUUACCUUCAUUUGUCUCAUUUAGAUUAUUUUAUUUGCUUGUAAGACUUUUCCUAGUCUUACUUGUUCUUGAUUGUUGUGUUGACAGAAACUAUUGAAAAUUUUUAAGACAGAUGGAGCAUGGCUUUUAGAAAGGAUUAAGUAGUCAUUUAUUAAUACCUGUGACUGGCUUAAAAAAAAACUGACAUUAAAUAACAUCCUUAAGGAUAAAUAUUACUAAAUUAAUGGAAAUUUUGACUUUUUUCCUAAAUUUAACUAAUUGACAAAUUUAAAAAAUAUUUAAAGCAAGCAAAGAAGUAAAAUUUUUUUUGUAAGCAUUUUCAAAAUGCAGUAUACAGUUUAGACAGCUAUAAGAUAUAGCUCUGUGAGGAAAACUGUAAGUUGAUGAAAGGGAAACAUUUGUAAAAAUUAAGUAUAUAGAUGGAUUUUUACAUCAGGCAUUUCACCUAGGCCUUGCUGAAUUAUUUAUGCUUCAUUUAUGAAUGUCCAUUGAAGAUGAAUGGCUGUCCAGAGCUGAGAUUAUGUCUUAAUGAUAAGUACAUAGUACACAGUAUGUGCUGAACUAAUGUAUCUUGAAAUGAAUCAGUCUUGCUAGUCCAAUAAUCAUUUUCAAGUUAGUCUGUUCCAGGAUUUAACAACCUGGUUUGGACCUAAGAAUGAUAUAUGGUGCCUUCUCAUCUCAUUUCUUCUUCUAAGUCAUAGAUCAACAAAGGGAUUUUAUGGAACUGAAAAGUCCAGGGUAUUUAUCUGGGUUCAGGCUGAGUUAAGUCAGAAUGUUUAAACAAUGUCAUACUAGUGCUCUGCUUCUGUAGCUUGACUGCUGACAAAUUCAGCUUUAUUUUUUGCUACCUGCAAGAAGAGUUUUAUCUAUCUGCCUUCUCUGUCUGUCUCAUUAGCUAUUGUCUUAGUCUGUUUGGGCAGCUGUAACAGAAAACCAUAGACUGGGUACAAAUAAACAACCGUCAUUUACUUCUCAUGGUUCUGGAGGCUAAGAAGUCCAAGGGCAGACUAAGUGUUGGCAAGGGCCCAGUUCCUGGUUUAUAAGUGGCCAUCUUUUCACUGUGUCCUCACAUGGCUGAGGGGGCUUAAACUUGACUAAACCCAAUCAAAGUAAAGGUAAUGCUAGAAGAAAAUUAAUUUUGAUCUUAAAAACCCUUUACUUGAUCACAUUAUAUAAAUAUUAACUCUCUUAUUGGCUUAUGAUAUGUUAUUGUUUGAAUGUCCCAUCCAAAACUCAUGUUGAAACUUAAUCCCCAAUAUGGCACUAUUGAGAGAUAGGGCCUUUAAAGGUGAUUGGAUCAUGAAGUCUCUGUCCUCAUGAAUGGAUUAAUGGAUUAAUUGGUUAAUAGAUUAAUGGAUUAUCAUGGGAGGGGAACUGGUGGCUUUAUAAGAAGAGGAAGAGAGACCUAAGCUAGCACAUUAGCAUGCUCAGCCUUCUCACCUUGUGAUACUCUGUGCUACCUCAGAUCUCUUCAGAGAAUCCUCCUGAGCAAGAAGGCUCUCACCAGAGGCAACUCCUUGACCUUGGACUUCAGCUUCCGUAACUAUAUCAAGUUGUUCUAGUACGACCAUAUAAAUAAAUAAUACCUGAAGUCUCAGUGUAACAUGGACAAUUAACAGUGAUGACAGAUAAAUACAGACGCGUGGGGAUCAAAUACUAGGCGAAACGCUUUUUAAAAGGUAAGAAAAUAAUGUAAUCUUAAUUAAGGCCAAGUGGGGUUUAGUUAGAAGUAAUUGAUUGAAGUUUCUUUUUCAGUGUAUCAGGCUUUUACAACACACUGCAGGAUCCUGUUUAUCUUAAUGCCAAUAGAGCUCAGCUAAAGAAAUUUAGGAGGUUCUAGUAUUCUCCAUGGCUGAAGCUGAGAGAGUCUGAAACCCUGAUGCUUAAGCUCCAUUCUAGAUCAUAGCUCCAACUCCUUCAGGAUAUAAGGAAAAGAGAUUAUAUUUCCACAAUGAUAGAUCUUUGGUUGUACAGGUUUCCCAAUGAGUGGAUCAUGAUGACCGUAUUGUAGGGACUUGCCAUAGUAUGGCUGCUUCCCGAUCUACUCGUGUUACAAGAUCAACAGUGGGGUUAAACGGCUUGGAUGAAUCUUUUUGUGGUAGAACUUUAAGGAAUCGUAGCAUUGCGCAUCCUGAAGAAAUCUCUUCUAAUUCUCAAGUACGAUCAAGAUCUCCAAAGAAGAGACCAGAGCCUGUGCCGAUUCAGAAAGGAAAUAAUAAUGGGAGAACCACUGAUUUAAAACAGCAGAGUACCCGAGAAUCAUGGGUAAGCCCUAGGAAAAGAGGACUUUCUUCUUCAGAAAAGGAUAACAUAGAAAGGCAGGCUAUAGAAAAUUGUGAGAGAAGGCAAACAGAACCUGUUUCACCAGUUUUAAAAAGAAUUAAGCGUUGUCUUAGAUCUGAAGCACCAAACAGUUCAGAAGAAGAUUCACCUAUAAAAUCAGACAAGGAGUCAGUAGAACAGAGGAGUACAGUAGUGGACAAUGAUGCAGAUUUUCAAGGGACUAAACGAGCUUGUCGAUGUCUUAUACUGGAUGAUUGUGAGAAAAGGGAAAUUAAAAAGGUGAAUGUCAGUGAGGAAGGGCCACUUAAUUCUGCAGUAGUUGAAGAAAUCACAGGCUAUUUGGCUGUCAAUGGUGUCGAUGACAGUGAUUCAGCUGUUAUAAACUGUGAUGACUGUCAGCCUGAUGGGAACACUAAACAAAAUAGCCUUGGUUCCUAUGUGUUACAGGAAAAAUCAGUAGCUGAAAAUGGGGAUUUGGAUACCCAAACUUCAAUGUUCCUUGAUAGUAGGAAGGAGGACAGUUAUAUAGACCAUAACGUGCCUUGCACAGAUUCACAAGUGCAGGUCAAGUUGGAGGACCACAAAAUAGUAACUGCCUGCCUGCCUGUGGAACAUGUUAAUCAGCUGACUACUGAGCCAGCUGCAGGGCCCUUUUCUGAAACUCAGUCAUCUUUAAGGGAUUCUGAGGAGGAAGUAGAUGUGGUGGGAGAUAGCAGUGCCUCAAAAGAGCAGUGUAAAGAAAACACCAGUAACAACCUGGACACAAGUCUUGAGAGUAUGCCAGCCUCCGGAGAACCUGAACCAUCUUCUGUUCUAGACUGUGUUUCAGCUCAAAUGAUGUCUUUAUCAGAACCUCAAGAACAUCGUUAUACUCUGAGAACCUCACCACGAAGGGCAGCCCCUACCAGAGGUAGUCCUACUAAAAACAGUUCUCCUUACAGAGAAAAUGGACAAUUUGAGGAGAAUAAUCUUAGUCCUAAUGAAACAAAUGCAACUGUUAGUGAUAACGUAAGUCAGUCUCCCACAAAUCCUGGUGAAAUUUCUCAAAAUGAAAAAGGGAUAUGUUGUGACUCUCAAAAUUGUGGAAGUGAAGGACUAAGUAAACUGCCCUCAGAGGCAAGACUCAAUAUUGGACAUUUGCCAUCUGCCAAAGAGAGUGCCAGUCAGCACAUUACAGAAGAGGAAGAUGAUGAUCCUGAUGUUUAUUACUUUGAAUCAGAUCAUGUGGCACUGAAACACAACAAAGAUUAUCAGAGACUACUGCAGACGAUUGCUGUACUCGAGGCUCAGCGUUCUCAAGCAGUCCAAGACCUUGAAAGUUUAGGCAGACACCAGAGAGAAGCACUAAAAAAUCCCAUUGGAUUUGUGGAAAAACUCCAGAAGAAGGCUGAUAUAGGGCUUCCGUAUCCACAGAGAGUUGUUCAGUUGCCUGAGAUCGUAUGGGACCAAUAUACCCAUAGCCUUGGGAACUUUGAAAGAGAAUUUAAAAAUCGUAAAAGACAUACUAGAAGAGUUAAGCUAGUUUUUGAUAAAGUAGGUUUACCUGCUAGACCAAAAAGUCCUUUAGAUCCUAAGAAGGAUGGAGAGUCCCUUUCAUAUUCUAUGUUGCCUUUGAGUGAUGGUCCAGAAGGCUCAAGCAGUCGUCCUCAGAUGAUAAGAGGACGCCUGUGUGAUGAUACCAAACCUGAAACAUUUAACCAAUUGUGGACUGUUGAAGAACAGAAAAAACUGGAACAGCUACUCAUCAAAUACCCUCCUGAAGAAGUAGAAUCUCGACGGUGGCAGAAGAUAGCAGAUGAAUUGGGCAACAGGACAGCAAAACAGGUUGCCAGCCGAGUACAGAAGUAUUUCAUAAAGCUAACGAAAGCUGGCAUUCCAGUACCAGGCAGAACACCAAACUUAUAUAUAUACUCCAAAAAGUCUUCAACAAGCAGACGACAGCACCCUCUUAAUAAGCAUCUCUUUAAGCCUUCCACUUUCAUGACUUCCCAUGAACCACCAGUGUAUAUGGAUGAAGAUGAUGACCGAUCUUGUUUUCAUAGCCACAUGAGCACUGCUGUUGAAGAUGCAUCAGAUGACGAAAGUAUUCCUAUUAUGUAUAGGAAUUUACCUGAAUAUAAAGAACUAUUACAGUUUAAAAAGUUAAAGAAGCAGAAACUUCAGCAAAUGCAAGCUGAAAGUGGAUUUGUGCAACAUGUGGGCUUUAAGUGUGAUAACUGUGGCAUAGAACCCAUCCAGGGUGUUCGAUGGCAUUGCCAGGAUUGUCCUCCAGAAAUGUCUUUGGAUUUCUGUGAUUCUUGUUCAGACUGCCUACAUGAAACAGAUAUUCACAAGGAAGAUCACCAAUUAGAACCUAUUUAUAGGUCAGAGACAUUCUUAGACAGAGACUACUGUGUGUCUCAGGGCACCAGUUAUAAUUACCUUGACCCAAACUACUUUCCAGCAAACAGAUGACAUGGAAGAGAACAUCAUUUACUAGUCCUCUUCAACACAUAGCAAUGGUAUCAUUGUUAAUUAUGUGCACAGUUUGGAAAGAUUCUCUGCUUUCCCAGAAAUGACACUCACAGCAUGAGAGCUUCCUGAGUGUUCUCGUCAAGUACAGCUCUGCACCGUUGUGGCUCUAGAUCACUGUUCAGCAGCUGAACAUUCCUGGUGAGCAAAGGGUUUCCCUGGUGAAUUUUUCACCACCGAAUUUUAGGUGGUGAUCUUAAAUGGGUGAAAUGGAACGAGAGCACACAUUAAAGAGAGAGUAAAUUCCAAAGGUUUCAAAGAACUUGGUGAUAAAUAUGAUAAUGAGAAGACAAAGUAUUUAUAUUAAAACAGUUUAGUAGCCUUCAGUUUUGUGAAAAUAGUUUUCAGCACAGAAACUCACUUCUUUAGACAAAGUUUUAACCAAUGAUGGUGUUUGCUUCUAGGAUAUACACUUUAAAAGAACUCACUGUCCCAGUGUUGGUCAUUGAUGGCCUUUAGUAAAUUGGAGCUGCUUAAUCAUAUUGAUACCUAAUUUCUUUUAACCACAAUGAAUUGUCCUUAAUUACCAACAGUGAAGCACUACAGGAGGCAACUGUGGCACUGCUUCCUUAACCAGCUCAUGGUGUGUGAAUGUUAUAAAAUUGUCACUCAGAUAUAUUUUUAAAUGUAAUGUUAUAUAAGAUGAUCAUGUGAUGUGUACAAACUAUGGUGAAAAGUGCCAGUGGUAGUAACUGUGUAAAGUCUCUAAUUCACAACAUUAAUUCCUUUAAAAUACACAGCCUUCUGCCUCUGUAUUUGGAGUUGUCAGUACAACUCAUCAAAGAAAACUGCCUAAUAUAAAAAUCAUAUAUAUGGUAAUAAUUUCCCUCUUUUGUAGUCUGCACAAGAUCCAUAAAAGAUUGUAUUUUUAUUACUAUUUAAACAAGUGAUUAAAUUUAGUCUGCGCAGUGAGCAAGAGUUCACAUGCAUUCUUUUAUACUGCUGGAUUUUGUUGUGCAUCAUUUAAAACAUUUUGUAUGUUUCUUCUUAUCUGUGUAUACAGUAUGUUCUUGAAUGAUGUUCAUUUGUCAGGAGAACUGUGAGAAAUAAACUAUGUGGAUACUGUCUGUUUAUAUUAUAGAAUGUUUGUUGUGACUUCCUUUUGGUUAGAUUUUGGAUUUUUUUUUUUUUUUAACCAGUGUUAAAACCAGAAAUUGGUAUUUUUAAAAAUGGUUUGCUUCACAUAUUUAAGAGUUUUCUUUCCGUCAUUUAUGAAGAAUAAGGAAUAUAUUAUGGAAAAGAGGGUGAUCUUAAGCAACCCUGUAAAAGAUGGUAAUGUUUUUUACUCAGUGUGUGCCAAAACACUAAAUUAAACCAGCUUACAAAAAGGAAACACAGACCAUGGUUAAAGAAAAAGGCAGUUAUUAAUGCUGAGGUGUGAAUACUAAAGUUGAAAUUUUUUUUUUUCUAGUUGUGUCUCAUGAAAAUAAGCCCCCAUGUAUUUAAACAGAUGGCUUUUGAAAAAUCACCUUGUUUCCUGGAAAUUAUUAUUAACUAUAGGAAAAGAUAGUAUAAAUAUUCUAAGAUUGAUUGUUAUAUUUGACCCAAUUUUUAGAAUCACCUGUUUUUUCCUAUUUUAAAUCAAGGGAACAUUAUUUACUAGUUCUCUUCAGUACAUAGCAGGGUACUAAAAUCAUACCCUGAAUUGUUUUUUAAUUGAGAAAAGUAAUAAAAUUUUAAAUAUAGAAAUAUGAGAAUUUUAAAGUAAUAUAUUGAUUAAAGAUCACUGAUGAUAUAAAUAUAAUAUAUCAUAACAGAAGGAAAAGUAAUGGACUUGAGCUUAACUUCUCACCCUGGAAUUAUUAGUGGGGUGAAGAGGGAAAUCAUUAGCAUUCUGGGCAUUUUUAUAUUAAAUGGUUUGUGAAUAUGCCAGAAGAUCUGCUUUCAACUUAUAAUUAGACAAGAUAGUAACACUUGAUGGUAACUUCUAUGUUUGUGUAGAAAUAAUACCAGUUAGUUUUGGAAAGCCAUUCAGAUCCAUUCAAAAAUUCCAUAAAGUAUGAUGUAUGCUUUGGAAGAGGGCUAUGAGUGAUACAAUUGUUAUAUAAAUGGAAUAGACAAACCACUUGAAUGCAUUUUUCAAGGGCAAACAUUUUUUGAGAUUUUUGAGUAAUAAAGAGGAUUUUUCUGCUUGAGCAGAAGGUGUGUUUGUUUUGCAUUUUUCAGCUCCAAGCAAAUAGCCCCCAUGGUUUUAAAAGGCCCUGAAGUUCGGAUAGUAGUAGGUAGUGUUUUGUUGUUGUUUUAAUUUGAGAGUUGCAGGAAUAAUGGGCAGAGCUGUCAUUUGCCAGUCGGCCACCAUCUGCCUACAGAGAAUUAUUGGACUGAAAGCUAAAACAGACUGUAAAAGACCUACUUGCUAAAGCAUUGCUUAUUCAGUGGUAUUCAGUAGAUAAGAUCUAUUUCCUGAUAUAUUGUGCUCAAGUUAUUUGCACAUCUUAAGAAACUUUUAAUAUGUAAAACCAUUGCUGUAAGGUUUAGGCAGAGGAGGUUUCCUUUUGUGUGAUGCCUAAUAAUAAUAGAAAACACUGAUACAGUGUUUACUAUGUGCCAAGCAAGCAUAUAAUAACUAAUUCUUAACUGUAUGAGGCAGGUUCAUUUAUUAUCCUGUUGUCAUAUGAGGAAAUCUAGCCAGAGAGAAGUUAACUAACCUGCCCAAGGUCAUAUAGUUAGUAAAGCAGUGAUGCUUGAAUUUUAACCUAGACAGAUUACUUCAGAGUCAGCGUCUGCCUUACUACCCUGUUUCCUGAGCAGGAAUUUCCCCUUGUGUCAGGCAACACUAGGUGUUAGGAGUGGAGGUGUGCAGGUGUUGCCUUAUAUUCUGUUUUCCUGAUGUCGUGUGCUUUCUAAGAGUACAGACCUGAGCAUAUGUCCAGGCUUGCAAAGUCUCAGGCGAAGGUGGGACUACAGCUUGUGUUUCCUGCCUCGGGUAGGAUUUUCUUCUAUGCAUGUUGGGUGCUUCUCACUUAACCUAAUAGUAUGCCUUGUCUGUUUUCCCCCCUUCCCCUUUUUGUUUAAAUUAAUUCACAGAACACAAAAAUUUGCUAGGUAUGAGGAACAUUUAAAAAAAUGAAAUAGAGAAAAUGGUACAUCACAUGUAAUAAAGAUAAAUAGUUUUGUGAAAUGUCUUUUUCAAUCAUAUAUAUAAGUGUUGUGUGCUAUAUAAAACUAUUUCUUACUGUGGAUAAUGAAGUUUGAAGCCUGUUGUUCAUCUAUGGAUGCACUGGAUGGGAUUGGAAGUCUUCAGAUUUCAGUAGGUUCUUCCACAAGCUUAUGAAGACAUUGUCCUGUUUAGGCUGUAAACUGUUUUUAUUUCUUGAUGAAAAGUGUUCUUCUAUUUAUGUGAUCCCUUUUUUUCUACAGUUCAUGUAGCUAGUUAACUAGACUUUUCAGAGUUAUAAUACAUUUAGCUCCAUGAGAACAGAGACCAUCCAUGUCUGUCUGUAUCUCUAGGGCCUGGCAUUUAAUCGAUUCUCAAUAAAUAUGUGUUGGUUGUAUGACCAACAUUUUGGUGAGUUUACUUUUUUUUUCUCCAGGAACUUAAGAGACACCACCUAUUACUGAGUGUGUCUGUGAGAUCCUUAGAGGCCUUGCAUCAGAAGGUCAUCUUGACAGUGCUGUGAGAGGACGGGGGAAUUGGAUUCUAUCUUACCCGAAGGCUGUGGUUCAACACUGGGUGGCAGACGUGGUUUUGGUUCUCUGUGGGGCCCUAGUAUCUUGGUUCUCUUCCAUGUUUUUAAGAGUAAUGUAAUGAGGCUGGGCAUAGUGGCUCACGUCUGUAAUCCCAACACUUUUGGGAGGCCAAGGCAGGUGAAUUGCUUAAGCCCAGGAGUUGAUCAAGACCAGCCUGGGCAACAUGGCAAAACCUUGUCUUUACUAAAAAUACAAAAAAAUUAGCCGGACAUGGUGGCUCAUGGCUGUAGUCUUAGCUACUCGGGAGGCUGAGGCUGGGGGAUCACCUAAACUUGGGAAGUUGAGGCUGUGGUGAGCCAAGAUGGUGCCAUGGCAUAAUAGCCUGGGGGAGAACGCUGUCUCAAAAAAAAAAAAAAA